Molecule: messenger RNA, 3794 nt
Organism: Lactuca saligna
Lineage: Eukaryota; Viridiplantae; Streptophyta; Magnoliopsida; Asterales; Asteraceae
Source: the annotation of a GenBank genome assembly
AUUUGAUUCGAGUGAGGUCUUCCCUAACUUUUACAAGGAUGGAUGAACAGAUUUGAAUUACAAUAGAAACCCUCGCAAAAGCAACAAUGGCGGAUGAAUCACCACCAGGAGAACCAGCAGCAACAUUGUUCCCGGUUUUCAAUCAAAACCCCACAACCACCUCCGAACCAAUAAACCCUCUACAAGUCUCUAAUUCCAACGCUCCAGGCUGGCUCAGCAACACCAGCUUCACCGCCGACAUCUCUACCAUCAACGACGUCGUAUCCACUCGCUACCAUCACUACAGCGAACCCGACGACGACGACGAAGAAGAAACAGCAGCAGAAGCAGAGGAGAGGCGGCCGCAGUCUCGUUACGAAUUGGUGGACUCUUCGGCAUCGGAUCAGGACAUCGACGGGAAUAACCACAGCAGCAAUAAAAAGGAGAAACGGAAACGGAGAAAGACAAAGAAGGGAGCGGCAAGCAGUGGUUACGAAUAUGGACCUUCUUCUAGGAAACAAAACAUUCAAUCGUGGGCAAAUAAUGCUACCACUUCAUCUGCAAACAAAGAGUAUUACUUCGAUUCUCGCGGUGAUCGUGAUAAUUUGGCUUUUGGCUCUCUUUACAGAAUGGAUGUUGCCCGAUAUAAACUCUUCCAUGGAACCAAGUCUUCUGGAUUUAACUCCAAUGUAUUCCAUUCUUCAAACGCUAGGAGUUGGGGGUUUGAUGGAGAUAAUGAUGUAAAUUCAUUAGACACUAAGCUUAGAUCCGAAGGUCGUUAUUGGUCUGCUAAGUAUGCUGCAUUGGAGCACCAUAAGAACUUUAAACGCCUUAGAAUCAUUGCCCCUAAAGACUCCACCCCAGAACUUGGUACAGAUUUUGUACCACUUUCAGAUGAGUUGACUUCUUCCAAUGGUCAAGAUUCUUCAUUGGUUGAAGAAUCAUGGGAAGAUGAGGUGUUACGAAAGACUAAAGAGUUCAAUAUAAUGACUAGGGAGCAUCCAUAUAAUGAGAAAUUUUGGUUAGAAUUUGCUAACUUUCAAGAUAAGGUUGAAAGUAGGCAACCACAAAGAGGUGCUAGAUUACAAACAUUGGAGAAGAAGAUUAGCAUAUUGGAAAGGGCAGUUGAGGUCAAUCCUGAUAAUGAAGAACUGCUUCUUGCACUUAUGAAUGCGUAUCAAAGAAGGGAUAAUAAUGAUGUGUUGAUUGGUAGAUGGGAGAAGCUACUUAUGCAUCAUUCUGGAAGCUAUAAACUUUGGAGGGAGUUUUUGAGAAUUGUUCAAGGGGAUUUUUCAAAAUUUAAGGUUUCUGAAGUGAGGAAGAUGUUUGCCAAUGCAAUACAGGCUUUGUCAGCUGCAUGCAGCAAACAGCAUAGGCAGGCUCACCAGAAUGAUAUGGUUGACCAAGAACUUGGACUGGUCAACAUAUUUGUGAGUUUAUGCCAUUUUGAGUGGCAAUCAGGCUAUCAAGAAUUGGCUACAGCUCUAUUUCAAGCUGAAAUAGAAUACAGUUUAUUCUGUCCAUCUUUACUUCUUUCUGAACAAGGUAAACAGAGACUGUUUGAGUAUUUCUGGAAUAGCAGUGGUGCAAGAAUUGGGGAAAAUGGGGCUCUUGGGUGGUCAACAUGGGUGGAAAAAGAGGAAGAACAGAGGCAAAAGGUAAUGAUGGAGUCUUCUGAUAUUGUUGAUGAAGGGGGGUGGACAGGGUGGAGUGAAUUAAAAGAAAAUCGGGAAAAUGAAGAAGAUAUGGGAGCUGAUGAUGUGGGAAUGGAGGGAAAUGAUAAUGAUGAUGUGGAAGAGAAAGAGAAAGAGAAAGAUGAUACUGAGGCUUUGAUGAAGUUGCUUGGUAUUAAUGGUGAAAUUGAAGGAAAUGGUGAAGUGGAAGAUGUUUCAACUUGGGUUAAAUGGUCUGAAGAAGAGUUGUCAAGAGAUUGUGAUCAAUGGAUGCCUAUUCGUACAGAAUCUGCAGGAAAUGCACUUGAGAAUGUGGUCACAGAUAAAGAAGAUGAAGCCCGUUUAUCAUUGCUAUACCAUUUUAUUGAUUUCUUUGGUGGAAGAAUUCCUCAGUGGUGUUCAACUAAUAGUUCAAGUUGGGCUGAAAAAACCCUAGUUAUGGACUCAUUACCAGAUUCUAUGUUAAAUGACUUGAGAAAAGUUGAGGAGAUAUUAACAAAAACAGAUGAGAAUUACAGUUUAGAACAUGUUUUAAACAGCUCUGAUAACAUAAACAUGAGAAGUGAAAUGAUGAAAUUUGUUAGAAAUGUUAGUUUACAAUGUUUAAAUGUAUUUCCACAUGAUCAUAUUUUAAAAGAAGCUGCACUUGUUGCUGAAGAGCUUUCAAACACAAAGAUGAAUUCCUUCAGUGUUGCUAUUACUCCAUGUAGGACGUUGGCUAAAAGCCUCUUGAAAAGCAAUCGUCAGGAUGUACAUUUAUGUGGUGUUUAUGCAAGAAGAGAAGCUGCAUUUGGGAAUAUAGAAUAUGCAAGAAAAGUAUUUGACAUGGCAUUAUUAUCCAUUGAAGGGCUUCCUUGGGAUCCCAAAUCAAACGCCUCACUUUUAUUCCUUUGGUAUGCUGAACUUGAACUUGAAAUUUCCAACAACAAUUCUUCUAGAAGCUCAGAGGCAUUAUCACGAACAUUACACAUUCUUUGUUGCUUGGGAUGUGGGGUAAAAUAUAGUCAAUUCAAAAGUCAACCAUCAAGUUUACAACUGUUAAGGGCACGUCAGGGAUUUAAAGAACAAAUAAGGGUAAUUCAGGGAAUUUGGAUUCAUGGGAGUAUUGAUGAAAAUUCUGUUGCUUCUAUUUGUUGUGCUUCUUUAUUUGAAGAGUUGACUUCUGGAUGGGAAUCUGGAAUAGAAAUUUUAAAUCAAUCUCUUUCCAUGGUGCUUCCAGAAAGGAGAAGCCAAAGUCAUCAACUUGAAUUACUAUUCAACUUUUAUAUACAAAUGCUAUGGAAGCAUCAUUCUGAAGCAGAACUUGCAAAUAUUUGGAAAACUUUGGUGCAAGAAUUACAGAUAUACCCCUUCAGUCCUAAACUCUAUAAUACACUUAUUCAAAUUGGACAUCUUCAUACUUCCCCUAGUAAGCUUCGACGGAUCAUUGAUGAUUACUUACACAAGAAACCAUCAGUGAGUGUUUGUCUGUUUGCAUUAUCGUAUGAGAUUAGAAAAGGAAGUUCUCAUCAUAGAGUACAUAGAAUCUUUGAAAGGGCAUUGAGUGACAACAUGUUGAAAAGUUGUGUACUUUUAUGGCGUUUAUAUUUGUCGUAUGAAAUCCAUGUCACACGUGACAUGUCAGCAGCUAGAAGAAUUUACUUUCGUGCCAUUCACUCGUGUCCAUGGUCAAAAAGGCUAUGGCUUGAUGGAUUUGUGAAACUAAGCUCUGUGUUAAGUGCAAAAGAGCUCUCGGAUUUGUUGGAAGUUAUGCGUGACAAAGAGAUGAAUGUGAGGACGGAUGUAUAUGAAAUCCUUUUGCAAGAUGAGAUGGAUGUGUCCAAAUAAGUUUAGGCAAAAAUGGGGAUUGUAUAUUACAUGUUGUAAGGCUCUAGUUUUUCUUUUUAUUAAAAAGGAAAUUGUUUUAGUUUCUUCAAGUCUUCGUAUAUAGGCCUCAAGCGAAAAGGUAUUGUAUACAGUUGAACAUGACAUCACAUAAUAGUUGUACUGUGUUUGGUAUGUAUUGAAUCAAGAUCAAUACUCAUGUCAAUAGGACAACAUAAAAAACUGUAAUUUAUCUGAGACUGAAUGAAACCGAUGUCAAUAGGAUGAAAAAUGGAAUACCACAAAUUAUAAUGAAUGGAAAUUUUAUUGGUGAUUAAA